Punica granatum (pomegranate) is the source of this 3186-nucleotide messenger RNA. Lineage: Eukaryota; Viridiplantae; Streptophyta; Magnoliopsida; Myrtales; Lythraceae. The record is from RefSeq and is a predicted model, not a curated record.
AUGGCCCUGAACAUGAAAACCCUGACCCAGGCCCUGGCAAGGACUGCGGCGGUGAUCGAGAAGACAGUUCAGACGACCGUGCAGGAGGUCACCGGGCCCAAACCUCUUCAAGACUUUGAGCUCCUCGAUCAGAUCGGCUCUGCUGGGCCCGGCCUCGCCUGGAAGCUCUAUUCCGCCAAGUCUGUCCGUGACUCCACGCUCCCCCAGCAGUACCCGCAGGUCUGUGUCUGGGUUCUGGACAAGCGGGUCCUGUCUGAGGUGCGCGCCCGUGCCGGACUUUCCAAGACUGCUGAGGAUUCCUUCCUUGACAUAAUCCGUGCCGAUGCAGCUAGGCUGGUGCGCCUCAGGCACCCGGGAGUGGUUCAUGUGGUGCAGGCUCUCGACGAGAACAAGAAUGCCAUGGCUAUGGUCACUGAGCCGCUGUUUGCUUCUGUGGCCAAUGCUCUUGGGAACCUGGAGAAUGUGACCAAGGUUCCUAAGGAGCUUAAGGGAAUGGAAAUGGGACUGUUGGAGGUGAAGCAUGGUUUGUUACAAAUGGCAGAGACCUUGGACUUUCUCCAUAAUAAUGCAAGCCUUGUACAUCGUUCCAUAUCACCUGGGAAUAUCCUUAUUACUGCCAAUGGAGCCUGGAAACUUGGUGGAUUUGGUUUUGCAAUCUCUACGGACCAAGCCUCGGGUGAUCUGAUUAAUGUUCCUGCCUUUCAUUAUACUGAGUAUGAUGUGGAGGAUUCUGUACUUCCCCUUCAGCCAUCACUAAAUUACACUGCUCCCGAAUUAGUUCGAAGCAAAUCUCCUUCAGUUGGGACUUCUGCGGAUGUUUUUAGUUUCGGGUGCCUUGCUUACCACUUAAUUGCUCGGAAGCCCUUAUUUGACUGCCACAACAAUGUGAAGAUGUACAUGAACACUUUGACAUACUUAUCAAGAGAGGCUUUCUCAUCUAUUCCACCAGAGCUGGUUCCUGACUUACAGAGGAUGCUUUCCGUCAAUGAAUCUUUUAGGCCGACAGCUCUUGAUUUUACAGGUUCUCCAUUUUUGCGGGAUGAUACUAGGUUGCGCGCUCUUCGUUUUCUUGACCACAUGCUUGAACGAGACAACAUGCAGAAAUCUGAAUUCUUAAAAGCUUUGUCAGACAUGUGGAAAGAUUUUGAUUCUCGCGUUUUGCGCUAUAAGGUACUUCCUCCGCUAUGUGCAGAGCUCCGGAAUCUGGUGAUGCAACCGAUGAUACUACCCAUGGUUCUCACAAUAGCAGAAUCACAGGAUAAAAACGAUUUUGAGCUAUCAACACUGCCAGCACUUGUUCCGGUCCUAAGCACUGCAGUUGGCGAUACUCUGCUGCUGCUUGUGAAACAUGCAGAGCUAAUCAUUGGCAAGACUAGUCAAGAGCAGUUAAUUUCUCAUGUGCUUCCUUCACUAGUUCGAGCUUAUGAUGACAAUGAUGCUCGCAUCCAAGAAGAGGUUUUGAAGAAGUCUGCCUAUCUCUCUAAGCAACUUGACAUCCAGCUGGUGAAGCAAGCAAUUUUGCCUCGUGUUCAUGGCUUAGCUCUUAAAACAACUGUUGCAGCGGUGAGGGUCAAUGCUUUGCUAUGCUUAGGUGAGUUGGUGCCUACUCUGGACAAACGUGCUGCUCUGGAUAUUCUGCAAACUAUCCAGCGUUGUACUGCUGUAGACCACUCUGCUCCUACUCUCAUGUGUACCCUUGGAGUUGCCAACUCAAUGCUCAAGCAGUAUGGUGUAGAAUUUGCUGCAGAGCAUGUCCUGCCCCUGCUAACUCCCCUUCUGACUGCCCAGCAAUUGAAUGUUCAGCAGUUUGCCAAGUACAUGCUCUUUGUAAAGGACAUAUUGAGGAAGAUAGAGGAAAAACGGGGAGUCACUGUAACUGAGACUGGUGGUGCAGAGAUGAAUAAUUCACUAGGAGAUGGGGCGCUGUCGUCCCAAGCAUUUGCGUUCAGCAAGGCUACUGUCCCUAUUGUCUCUGCAGCAAAGAGUGGCCCAGCAUGGGAUGACGACUGGGGCAUCCCUUCAGGUGGACCACCACCUGCCCCCAAGGACUCUGCAACAAAUGCAGUACUAGCACCAGUGCCGCCCUCUAUAUCUUCUAGUGCAAGCCAGUCAAUUCAGAUGCCUUCUUUGCAGACGCUAUCUUCCUCAAUGCCAUCUGCUGCAACAGUAGGAUCUACUCAGCAGUCAGUCACAACAACAUGUGCCCCAGUGGCUGACAUAGAAUGGCCACCACGAGCAUCUUCUAUGCCACCUCAUCAGUCAAAUGAUGCAAAGCAGCAGCAACUGACCAUGACGAUGGCGGCACCUCCAUCAACUCAGGGCUUUGAUGAUAUCGAUCCUUUCGCUGACUGGCCUCCACGGCCUGCUGGUGGCUUGGCCGGUGUCUCCGGUGCUUCAAAUGGCAAUACUGCAGCAGCAGCUGUCAAUCCACAAGGUUUAGCUGGCGCGGGCAAGACAUCAACCAACAAUGCAAUAUUCCCUGCGAACAGCAGUAACAGCUGGGCAUUCAGCAGCAGUUACCAAGGAAAUCCGGGUUUGAUUGGCAAUAGCAGUCAUAACUCUAUCGGAUCCUCAAGACAAAGUCAUGGUAGCUCAAAUCUACAAGGUCAUGGUGAGAAUAGAUUGGCAGAUAUUGGGUCCAUUUUUGGGACCAACAAGAAAGAACAAGCGUCUGCACCGAGGCUUGCUCCGCCCCCUUCAACCGCAGUUGGCAGAGGCAGAGGGAGAGGAAUGCGCCUGCAGUCAUCAACCUCUCGGUCCACCACUACAAAAUCGUCUUCUGAGCAGCCACCUCUCUUAGACCUACUGUGAAAGUAAUACCCACAAAUAUGAAGAACGUAAAUCAAAAGUGAAAUUGAGUUUACCAGCCAUGCCUUGCGGGGUAGGCCAUUCCACGGCGUUGUUGAGCAACUCUUCUGCAUCCAAAGAACAUGCAUUGAGGUAUAUGCUAGGGGAUGGCAGCUGGGUAAGUUGUGUGCUUGUGUCUCUGUGUAGAGUAUAGGUCACGGUAAUUGUACGGUAGAGUUUCUUUGACAGUUUUGUCCAAUUCUUUAAUCUCUCGAUAGCCUGCUUCAUCGCGUGAAUCUCUGUGUGUGUGUUUUCUCCCCGAAAGGGAAGAUGUAUCUGAAGAACAUCAUUUCCUCUUAUUUGGAUAAUAAAAAAAAGUGAUUAUUCUGCCUGGUCCAA